This is a messenger RNA of Pichia membranifaciens NRRL Y-2026, 1245 nucleotides long. RefSeq lists its product as hypothetical. The transcript has 2 exons. Gene Ontology annotation, molecular function: tRNA threonylcarbamoyladenosine dehydratase activity; ubiquitin-like modifier activating enzyme activity. The record is from RefSeq and is a predicted model, not a curated record. Gene Ontology annotation, biological process: cyclic threonylcarbamoyladenosine biosynthetic process. Gene Ontology annotation, cellular component: mitochondrial outer membrane. The coding region runs from base 1 to 1245 and encodes 414 amino acids. NCBI's taxonomy places the organism in Eukaryota, Fungi, Ascomycota, Pichiomycetes, Pichiales, Pichiaceae.
AUGGACUACAUACGAACUCUUUUGCCAAACGGAAAGGGGAAGGAUGUUCCUGAGACAAUCACACCAUACUCUGAGGAACUUAUCUUAGAACAGUUGACGAGAAACUACUCGUUUCUCUCCUCACCCGGAAUGGCCAAAAUACGUGCUCUGCGUGUCAUCGUUGUUGGUGCCGGAGGUGUUGGAUCCAACGCAAUUGUUUCUCUGGUCCGUUCAGGCGUGUCGCACAUACGGAUAGUUGAUUUUGAUCAAGUUUCACUUUCCUCUCUUAAUAGACACGCGUGUGCCACUUUGAAGGACGUUGGCCGUAGCAAGGUCGAAUGUCUAGUUGAUUUUAUCGGCCAAAUAGCGCCAUGGUCAGACGCAGAGGGGAUCAACGAACUUUUCAGUGUGGAAAAGGCAGAACGUCUAUUGCGUACGAUGGAGGAUGGAUCCAAGCCAGAUUACGUUGUGGAUUGUAUUGAUAACAUCGACACUAAGAUUGAUCUCUUAGCCUUCUGCUACAAGAACGACAUCCCCGUCAUUUCCUCCAUGGGUGCUGCCUGCAAGUCGGAUGCUACAAGAAUCAAUGUAGGAGACGUGAGUGUUUCUGACGAAGACCCACUCGCACGUGCGGUUCGUCGAAGAUUAAAGAAGCUCGGAAUAUCCAAUGGAAUCACUACAGUUUUCAGUGCCGAGAAGCCUGACCCAAGAAAGGCUUCUCUUUUACCACUUGCAGAUGAAGAGUUUGAACGUGGUAAAGUCGAUGAGUUGAGUGCUUUGCAGAAUUUCCGUGUGAGAAUUCUUCCUGUUCUCGGCACCAUGCCCGGGAUGUUUGGCCUAGCAAUUGCUACUCGAAUCGUCACUGAAGCCGGAGGAUACCCGGUUGAGCCAAUUGAGGGUAAGAACAGAUACAAGGUUUACGAUUCGUUGCUGCAGAGCUUGGCUGGCCAACAGACUAGAAUUGACAUCAAGGACCAGCGGACUCCAUGGGUGGCUCUGUCCGAUGUUCAAUACAUCAUAGAGGAGGUGUGGAGAGGAAAGAGUCCUGUGAGCGGGUUAUCUACGAGAUUGACAUUGAGCCGUUGGUACCCUGACCAAGAAUUGGGGAUGCAGAAUGCUGUUGUUCUCACCAAGGAAGAGCAAAGAGAGCAUGAAAAAAGGGUUUUGCUCGGGAAUGAGAAGAUCGAGGAUGUUUAUUCUCCUGAAGUUGUCAGGCGUGUUCUGGACAGGUUCGCAGAAGAGAAGUACUACUCGCAGUUCAGAUGA